Rotaria sordida is the source of this 1929-nucleotide messenger RNA. The record is from the annotation of a GenBank genome assembly. Lineage: Eukaryota; Metazoa; Rotifera; Eurotatoria; Philodinida; Philodinidae.
AUGUUAAUAUUAUUAUUUGGGUUGUCUUUUUUACCUUUAACUGUUGGAAUAGGUGGAUGUACAUUUGAUCGACCUCUAUUGGGUGAAUAUUAUUCAUAUGAAAAUGGCCUUGAAGCUCACUCAUCAUUUAAAGAAAAUGGAGAUAUUGAUAGACUUUUUUAUCGUCGAGAAUCAGGUGCUGGUGCAACUAGAAAAGAUAGUGGAGGUUUUUUAGUUAAUAGAGAUAUUGGAGAAUGUUUUCAAUUAACUCUUAAACUCAAUUAUUAUGAACUUAUUUAUCGUGACAAGUCUCAAUCUUGUUUUCAAUGUUAUCAAAUGUUUAAUCGAACAAAAAAUAUAAUUCAAAUAAGAAAAAGUUCAUGUGGAGAAACAACUUCCUUAGUAACAAAUCAAAUGAAUUUCGAUGAAUUAUGUCGAAGCAUUGAUGAACAAAGUGAAUUUAUAACACUUUUUUCAAAAAGUUAUUCAGCCGAAGAAUGUCGUGCAACAAUCUAUGGAACAUAUCAUUUUACAUAUGAAUUUCGUGAAGGUGGUAUUGGCAUUUGUGAUAAUCCAACAUCACGUUUAAUAUCUUGUCCUGAUCCUGGAACUCCAUUUGAAUCAAUAAAUCAACGUUUUAGAAUGAAAUAUGGAUAUUGUAAAUAUUUAACAUCUUCAUUUGAUGCUGAUCAAUUAAAUCAAUGUCUUGGAUCAUGGUUAACUAAUGAUGGAAAUAUAAUAACUGCUUUUGCUAAUGAACGUGUUGGAUCAGAACGUUGGUAUGAUAAAUUUCGUUGUAUGUUAACACGAAAAGAUCAACCACAAUGGUUUGCUAAAUCUUUAUUUGCUGAAUGCUCUUCUUUAUCAAGUCCAACUGAUGGACCAGAAAAAGUUAUUAUUACACCAAUCAUUCCAGAAGAACCAAUAGCUUCAUGUUAUUUUCCAAGUAAUUUAACUGGUCAAUGGAUCAAUACAGCAAAUGUAAAUGCUCGUGUAUUAAUAAAUUCAACACAUAUACAUGAAAUAGCUAAAGUUAAUAAUCGUGGUUGGUUAAGAGAAACUUAUUAUGUUUGUCAACAAACAUCUCGUAGUCAAUAUUUAGUUAAAUCUGUUACUAAAGGAGAAUUUGGACAACCAAAUUCAUUAAUUCAAACACGAAUUCGUGGUGGUAUAACGCCUCGACCACGUGAUCAUGGUUGGUUUAUAACAUGUGAUCCUCAAUAUAUGGUAUCACAAUGGACAAUAUGUGGUGAUCAAACGAAAUCAAUGUUUGCUGAUCGUGAAUAUUGUCGACAAUUAGAUCCAUAUGGAACACCAAUUGGUGUUUAUGAACAACCUGAUUAUAUAUAUCAAUGUGCUGGAUAUUGGAGAGAAGAUUCUCGUUCUUAUUUAAUAACAUAUGAUCGUGAUGAUCCAUAUAUUAAUUUUAAAUGUUGGGUUUAUGAAAGAAUUGAUUUAUUUAAAAUAUAUCUUUCAAGAUCAGCUGGAUCAUUUUGUGGUUUCAAUCAAACAUCUCAAAGUUAUGAAGCACAAGAUGGAGCUGAUCUUAAAAUUGAACUUGAAGAAGCCGAAAGAAUUCAUGAUGAUUGUCCAAUUCGUUAUGAUGAUGGUCGAAAUCCUUGGCAAAUUGUCGAUGAAUUUUUAUUUUAUUAUGCCUCAGCAACAACACUUAUACCUGAUGACGACACCGUCUAUCCUUAUGGCACUGUUGAAAAAAAGGAUGAAGCUUUGUAUAAUGAAAAAGAAAUUUAUGAUAGUGAAGAAUAUAGUAAUGACGAUGUUAUAUAUCCAAAUCGUUCAACUAGUUCCUCAUCAAAUUCAGGACAAAGUAUCGAUGGACAAUGGAUAAUAGUUGAACCUGGAAAUGACAAGAUAUCACGAGUCUUACCAGCUUUCCAAGAAAAAACUGGACCUAAUUUUCCAGUUAGCUCUUGUCCUUCUUCAAAUUAG